CCAACGCGAUUACGGACUCCGUUGCCAGCCAACAACAAUCGGCGGCCCAAGUCUCCGGCAACUGAGUUGAUCCCGCUUCGGGCCUUUUAGCUGCCGUUCCAGCUCAUUCUUGAAUCGGGCCCAGAACUCGGGAGAGUCUCUCCCCCGACCGAGCCACAUGGCUCAACCUCUCACAGCCCCUGCUGUUGAACCCUUUGCUCCUUUGACGCACAGUGGCGUUCAGAUGCCGCAGAGUUUCUGGCGAGGGUGGCUUCACGACUGGGACAAGUAUAGUGGAGCCGAUGGAGUGCUGGGACCGGGUCACAACGGCCACGGCCUUGAGCAGCCGGGUGACCCCGAAACUGGCCCCGUUCGGCGUGUCCCCCGGAAAGUUGUCCCCGGCCUGCCGCGGACUCAAACCUUCAAGAGGCAGCGCUCCGAGGUGCGGAGCCGGCUGGAACCAGUCCACCCUACCCACGCCGAACGAAGAGCGGUCUCCGUGGACAGGCGAGUGAAUGGUUUCAGCUGCCCUCUUGACCACUCCGACCCGCGGGCCAGCGCUCCCGAUUUCCUACACCCCCGCCCCAGCAACCCGCCUUCUCCGUCGCCCCCCACGAGCCCACCAGAUCGCUUCCUCGGCUACCCCGGAGAUCUGGACAGCUUUGACCCGGAGGGGGAUCCGGCUGACGGCGAACUUGUUCACGACCCAGACACGUUUUCCAGGGUGGACGUCCAGUCGAUGACCACCUCACAGUAUGACGCCUUGAUUGAGCGCGAGCUAGAACGCAAAUGGAUCCUCAAUCUGUCUAUGCACUUCCGGGACAAGUCCAAGCGGGAGAAGUUCUUCGUUACCUUCCGCCAACACGAGCACCUCUGGCGACGCGUCACGGUCUCGGUCGACUACCGCAACGCCCCGGAGAACUCCCUCGAGGCAGAUCUCGCCCGCACUCAGUAUCAACGGGACAAGAGCGCCAAGAUCUACGAGGCGAUUCGGGAAAGCCUGCACGAGAUUGACUUCUACGAUACCGUCACCAAUCUCAAGCUGGAGACGAGGGAUGGGAGACUACAUGUUCAUGUCGUCGAGGACGUCAAUGAGAUCAUCAGUUACCCCCCAGUCCGCACGGUCCAACAUCUGAACUGCAGACGAGUCAGGGAGCGGGAGCUUCAUUUCGAUUCCCACUUGUCCGGAUUCGUCUACAGAGUCCGAGUCCACGGCAGGCUGCUCAUCAAGAAGGAGAUUCCUGGCCCAGACACGGUCGACGAGUUCCUCUACGAGAUCAACGCGCUCAACCAGCUAUACCAUGCGAAGAACGUGAUCAGGUUCUACGGUAUCGUCGUCGACGACGGGGAGCAACACGUCACCGGCCUCUUGAUCAGCUAUGCCCCGCGCGGCGCCCUCAUCGAUGUCAUCUACGACAACGACCACGCCCUGCCCUGGACCAGGCGAGAAAAAUGGGCACGCCAGAUUGUCGGUGGCCUGUCCGAGAUUCACGAGGCCGGCUUUGUUCAGGGUGACUUUACCCUAUCCAACAUCGUUAUCGAUGAGAACGACGAUGCCAAGAUCAUCGACAUCAACCGACGCGGUUGCCCCAUCGGGUGGGAGCCGCCGGAAGCCACGCCGCUGAUCGAGAGCGAGCAGCGAAUCUCCAUGUACAUAGGCGUCAAGUCCGAUCUUUACCAGCUCGGUAUGGUUCUCUGGGCCCUGGCGACACAGGAGGAUGAGCCCGAUGCUUUUGGCCGCCCUCUGAUCAUCGGAUCAGACGUCGAGGUACCAGCGUGGUACAGACGGGUCGUCGAUAUCUGUCUCAGCGCUGAUCCCAGGGACCGUGUCCAGGCUGCACAGCUGUUGUCAUGGUUCCCAGAGCCAGAAGAAGGCAAUCAGCGUGGGCCCCCUAACGGGGCUUCCAGGUCCUUGAACGGCGACGAUGUCUACCGCUACGACUACGUGUCUCCCAGGGGGCUCCCGCGGAUCAAGACCGUUCACCCACCGAGCGACUGGACUCACAAGGGAUGGGCCAACCACCACCCGGCUGACGACGGGUUCUCCUACCCCAGCAGAGGGAGAUCGCCGGCUUCACCUAUGCCGAGCAACCAGGGGGACUACUACGAUCCCGCGCGAUACGGGUAUCCGACGUAUGCUUGGUCGGACGGCCAUAAUCAUGUAGUACCGGUUGUGCCUUCUGUUAGCGACGUGCGAGCGAACGAGUCGAAGGGAAAGUCGACCUGGGGGAGGUGCCGGGACAGUGAGCCAAAUUUGGAGACAUACGCCGCCGGUCGUCACAGAGUCAGCGGAAGCGCCACGGAAACAAAUAGGGAUGAUGAGUCACUUGGGACUCGAGGCCGAUCGCUGUUAGUGAAAGAACGGUAUGAGGGGAAAACAGGACCCGCAGAUCAUGACGAGCGCAGUCUAGUCUCGACCUCGGCAUGGGAACCGCCGAGGAACCGGCGUCCGGGAAAGGGUACGGAUGAUAUGGGAAAUGGUGACAAAAUCCAGAGCAAGGGGAACACGGGACCCGAAUCGCAGGCCGACAGCGGCAAGGACGUUGCAGAGAGGGCCAGCACCCCACGGGAGCAAAGAGGAGGAUGGCGCGCCGAGAGUUCGGAACGAUCCCGGUCUUCUUCCUCUCGGGCCAGAAACGGCAGGUCGACUAUCGAACUAGAAUCGCGCCGGGGCGGCCAGCGAGGGACUGCUCCUUUAACCGUCGCCAAACAAACGGCACGCAGCCGUUCUAGCAGCACGUACAGCGGUAACCACCGGGAGGAACCCGGGGCUGACCGCGAAGGUCGCAUGUACAGGGGUGCGCGGGCACACGAGUCUGACACAAGUUCCCGCCCAGCAUCGCCAGCCCUGCUGCGGCCUACGCGCUCUGGCUACGACCGAGCAGACGACGACCUGAAAGGAAUCGGCUCAGCACACGGCCCAGCCUUGCGUGGCCCUUAUGGAUUUGAUCACGGCAGCGAGACACGGCGCCAUGAGAUCAUCAUUGACGAGGACUUGACUUCAGAGUUGGAUAAAGGAUUGAGGGAGACGUCUCCAAAGGGCGACCGUCGGCGGUGAAAAAAAUCUCGCAGUGCGCUUUGAUUUCUUUCGCGAGCUUGAUAUAGGAGUUUUUUUCUCGGAGUGUUGUUUGUCCCUUGUUUCUUAUAUAUUUUCAUAUUCCGUUCUGGUACUUACACCAU
Molecule: messenger RNA, 3159 nt
Organism: Thermothelomyces thermophilus ATCC 42464
Lineage: Eukaryota; Fungi; Ascomycota; Sordariomycetes; Sordariales; Chaetomiaceae
Exons: 2
Coding region: 158-3037 (959 amino acids)
Biological process (GO): signal transduction; protein phosphorylation
Cellular component (GO): cytoplasm
Molecular function (GO): protein kinase activity; ATP binding
Source: RefSeq, a predicted model, not a curated record